Molecule: messenger RNA, 3769 nt
Organism: Schizosaccharomyces cryophilus OY26
Lineage: Eukaryota; Fungi; Ascomycota; Schizosaccharomycetes; Schizosaccharomycetales; Schizosaccharomycetaceae
Product: histone lysine methyltransferase Set2
Exons: 1
Coding region: 1125-3569 (814 amino acids)
Biological process (GO): regulation of DNA-templated transcription
Cellular component (GO): nucleus; chromatin; chromosome
Molecular function (GO): histone H3K36 methyltransferase activity; protein binding
Source: RefSeq, a predicted model, not a curated record
CAAAAACAAAAAAAGAAAAAGAAUUCUGCUGUAGUUUUAAGGAUAAAAGCAAUAUCGAAUGAAGGGAAAUCAACAAGGAAGUUUGGAAUGACUGACUCCGGUAAUUUUCAGCUCAAUUCUUGAAAUUUGAAUUUUUCAUUCCAAAGGGUAUAUGCAAUUUUUUCAAAUUUUCACCCUCCACAAAAUCAAGUAACAGAUGCGUCGCUCGGAUGCUAAAAGUGUCAAGUAUGAAGAAAAAAGAAAAUAAAAAUGCGCAAGGCUGUUUUUCAUAAACUCAAAAGUGCCGACUCAUGACUCGGUUCCCAUAAACAAAACUUAGUAUUCCUCUCGUCUCCAAAUACAAAACAAACACUCUUAGGAAAAGGCUCUUGCAAACCAAAGUAAGAAAAGAAUCUUCAUAAAUCUACGUACAAACGGAAAUCAAUUUUUGUCUACAAAAUUUUUCUGCACAAAAUUCACCUUGUUGCUGAGAUGAAGUCACCAUUUAUAUCGAGAAUUCAUUCGCAUAAUAGCGACACAACUCGGAUACUGAAAGGCUGUCUAUUUCAUCAAAAAAGGGUUAUCUUUCUUAUGUAAACAAUACCGGCUGACUUUAACGUUUUCCAUUACUUAAAUGGACAACAGUUGUUACCUACUAUAAGAAAGAGAAAGACUGCCAAAAACAACCAUAAAAAACGAGAAUUGUGAUUUGCAAACAAUUUGUAUGUGUUUAUCUUUUAAAUCAAAUUAAACGAAGGAAAAGAGCGGUUCUUUUCUCAUCAGCUUGUUUUUGAAACGUUUGGACGCGCCAUUUUCACAACACUAGAGCCAACAGCCCGUCUUUGAAAUUUUGCAAGAAUCUCUCUUUCGUUGUUUCUCGCGUUAGAGACGCAGGCUUCAUAGAUGAAAAUUUCUUCUUGUUAAAGCUCUGGAUUCUAAAAUAACGUAAAAUAUUUGGUCAAAUUUUCUUCAAUAUCUUUGUUUGUUAAAAUUUUGUUUGUCAUCAGCCUUGCUUCCUUUAAAGCUUGUGAAACGCUUUCAAAUAUUAUAAUAAUAGAAGGCCUUUUUUUUCUCUCUCGCUCUCUCUCUCUCUUCUUUUUUUUUAAGUUCUAAUUUUCUGAGGUUUUCAUUCUUGCCAUCUUGUCAUGCAAAUCCCUUCUUCGACAUCAACCUUCACUCCUUUGCCCACUGAAGUAUCUGAGCAGCCAGUUCCUUCUUCGCCAUCUUCGCCAUCUUCCAAAGGUCCUAUCUCUCUACGGCCAAAUCAGAAUGAAGAUUCUACUGAGAGACCGUCCAAUGUGGUGGAACCUGCCGAUGAUCAAAAUCCUGGUUCUCCCAUAAAAGACAUAGGUUCACCUGACGCCUCAUCUGCUUCAUCCGGUGCAUCCUCUGAAACCUCAAAAUCAGCAGGCUCAACCCAAAAGACAAAUCCUCCUCAGCUAUAUCUUCAUCUAGAAUCCGCCAACCCAAAGGCUUUAUCUACUUUUGAAGAAAUUCCGAAAUGCAUUUAUUCUGGGCAUCUGGGCGAACCUCCUCAAAACGAGGCAAUGACUUGUGAUUGUAGACCUCAAUGGGUAGAUGGUGUCAACAUCGCUUGUGGUCCUGAUUCCAAUUGCAUCAAUCGGAUGACUUCCAUUGAGUGCACUGACGAUAAUUGCUUUUGCGGACCUCACUGUAGAAACCAACGAUUUCAGCGUCGGGAAUUUGCUCCUGUCGACGCCUUUUUAACCGAAAAAAAGGGAUUUGGACUCCGAGCAGUCGUGGACAUCCCAAGGUAUGCUUUUGUAUACGAGUACAUUGGAGAGGUUAUUCCUGAGCAGAAGUUUCGGAAACGUAUGUGCCAAUACGAUGAAGAAGGCAUUAAGCAUUUCUAUUUUAUGAUGCUUCAAAAGGGAGAAUACAUAGAUGCCACAAAAAGGGGGUCAUUAGCACGCUUUUGCAAUCAUUCUUGUAACCCAAACUGUUACGUGGAUAAAUGGAUGGUAGGCGAUAAGCUUCGGAUGGGUAUAUUUAGCAAAAGAGAUAUCCUUCGAGGUGAAGAAUUAACAUUUGACUACAACGUCGACAGAUAUGGUGCUCAAGCGCAGCCUUGCUACUGCGGUGAGCCUUGUUGUGUGGGCUAUAUUGGUGGUAAAACUCAGACAGAAGCACAAUCGAAAUUACCUGAAAGUGUUCGCGAAGCUCUUGGAUUAUCCGAGAAAGAAAACCGGGAAAGCUCUUUUGCUCGCAAGCAACGCCGUAAAAACGCCGUGGAUGAUCUUGCUCAAUUAGUUCAACAGGUCAAGGCUACUCCCUUAACACCGGAGUCUGCUACAAAGGUUGUCGGUGUUCUUCUACAAACUAAAGACGAAGCAUUAAUUCGAAAACUGAUGGAAAGGAUUUUUUUGACCACCGAUAUCUCUGUUUGCAGAUGUAUUAUUGCUCUACAUGGUUAUAAUAUUUUUGGAACCAUUUUGAACAACUUUGAUUUUGAUCAUGAGUUCGUCCUUCGCUGUCUCAUAACGAUGCAAUCUUGGCCUCGACUUACCCGAAACAAAAUACAAGACUCUAACAUAGAGCCAGUGGUUAAGCAAGUGUUUCAACAUACAGAUAACGAAGAAGUGAAAAAGGCUGCCGAAAACUUACUAAAUGAAUGGGCAUCUUUAGAACUGGCAUAUCGUAUUCCUAGACGAAAGAUCAUUUCACAGCCGUCUCAGGAUGAAAAUAGUAAGGACUCGAUUGCGGAAAUAAAACUAGAAGAUGCCUCUAGUGAAAAACAAGAAAAUACACCCGAAUUAGACAACAAUUCGCCAAUAAAUUAUCGCUCUGAAAAUGAAAAUCGGAAUUUUAGCAAGUUUGAAAAGCAUAAUGGAUAUGCUACGCAUAGAGGACAAUACCACAAACGUCCCUCACUUCAUAAACAUCGUCGCAUAUCAAAUAGUAGCUCUUUUUCGGACAACCGCAACACUAAUGAUGAACCUGAUCUGACCAAAAAUAAUACUUCGGCUACUCCAAAAAUUGAUUUAAAGCAAAUAAUUUCCGCUGCCAUGGAUAGCGUUAAUCAUAAGAAGCUUGCCAAAGAACAAGAAGAGGAAAAAGAACGACUGCAGCAGCAGAAAAAGGAAGAAAAGCGAAAACUCGCAUAUGAAGAAGCUCAAAAAAAGCACACUAAAAAACAAGAACGGAAGCAAACUCAUAAAAAUGAAGGCACAAAGAGUCCUAAUGAGCAUCAUCUAUCCUCACAUUCACCUGCUGCGCUGGCAUUCAAAACACUUUUAGCUAAAUUUUUCGCAAACAAAACUGCACGAUUUCAAGAAAAGCUUGGAAAGUCGGAAUUUAAGCUGCGAAUCAAGAAAAUGACAGAAAUUAUGUUAAAGAAACAUCUACAACUGGUUAAUAGUAAAAAAGAACGAGCGCUUCCAGCUGAGUUGUCAGAUUCUCAACAGUCCAAAUUGAAAGCUUGGGCUUUCCAAUACCUUAAUUCAGUAAUGGAACGCGGAGGAGAUCAUAAUAGCCCUUCAGAAACACCUACUACUGUAGAAAGUCCUUUGAAGCGCUCUAACUCAGCAACGGACGAGACUGAUUCGACAAAGCGCAUUCGGUCUGCAUAAAAGGGCUCAUACCAUAAAAAAAUUUUGGGUGUUUAACGUUUAUUUCCUUUUGAAAAAGCUUAAUACUUACUUGUGUCUAAAAUUUAUUUAAUAUAGAUAAAUGUGUACUAAUAUGAAUUUGAACUUUCUAUAAAUAUUAUUUGAUAAUUGUUUUCAUAACCCUCCAUUAAUAGAUGAAAAGGGUAUGAAUAACUAUAAAC